Messenger RNA from Cadophora gregata, 2736 nucleotides. RefSeq lists its product as uncharacterized. Gene Ontology annotation, cellular component: site of double-strand break. The record is from RefSeq and is a predicted model, not a curated record. NCBI's taxonomy places the organism in Eukaryota, Fungi, Ascomycota, Leotiomycetes, Helotiales, Ploettnerulaceae. Gene Ontology annotation, molecular function: Y-form DNA binding; single-stranded DNA binding; double-stranded DNA binding. Gene Ontology annotation, biological process: DNA double-strand break processing involved in repair via single-strand annealing; double-strand break repair via homologous recombination. Bases 1 to 2736 code for a protein of 911 amino acids. The transcript is spliced from 2 exons.
AUGGAGAGCUGGAAGCAGGGCCGCAGUGAAUUACUGGAGCAACUUGAAAAUGUAUGCAACCAGAUAGGACAGAAUAUUGCCUCAGAACUUAACAACGACAAGUUUGCUCAUAUCAGCCAUGAGGAGUUGCGGAUGUUACGAGAGACUUCGGCCAGCGUUCAGAAGCUAGCAGAAUCCCAUGGUCGUUUAACAGACGAAUUGGAGAUAUGUCGGGAGGCGGCUGCGAAGGUGGAGGAGUUGGAGAAGGAGAACAAACGCCUGGCCCAUGAAUUGCAGAAGAAGCUGGAGCAGGAUGUCACACCAGUUCCGAAGCCUACUGCUCGAGUCCAUUAUGGCAGUAUACUCGACCUUACUCCUGGAUCCAGCGAGCCGCCAUCCUCUGUUGCACGAAUCGAACCUGGUGAAUCGAAUCAAGCUAUACAGAAGAAGUACGAUGACCUGACCAAGAAAUACAACAAAGUGUGCCAGAAAUUAGAUGUAAUGAAGGACGCGAAGGAAUAUGCAUCAAAUGUGGCCAAAGAAGAGAAGUCGAAGAGUGCACAAUGGAACGAUUGGGGCAAGAAGAUGGCUGAGAGGAUUGAAAAGAAGGACGAGAGGAUUCGAAAGCUAAAAGAAGAGAUCAGCGGAUUGAAAUCAAAGCUUCUCGACAACAGUGACGAGGUAGAAGCUGAGAAUAACCUAAAUCAGCACCCAGAGGCCAUACAAGCCCCGAGAAACGAAUUGCCGUCCGCGGAAGAUAUUGGAGGUGAUAGCAUCCAGGUUCCUGCGAGUAGUCCGUCUACAAAACACCACCCAGGGAUUGCGACGGAUAUAUCAGAAACGAGACCGACGGGUCAUCUGAUGGCCAAUGACAGCCAUGGUCAUCCUCGCGAGAAAGAGGCUGACCUUCCUACUCUGUACGACGAACAAAGCUAUGUCGGAGACACAAGCUUCGAACCAUUAGAAGUCCAUCACACAAGUUCUACAGAAGGAGACUCUGAGCCUAUUUUACCGGAAAUCACAGCAGGCGAAGAUCCUAUCGCCGAUGUUGAACCAGAAAACAAGCAGCCCAGUUCUCCACCCGUGUUUGUAUCCACGCGAAGUGUCAAGAAGCGGAAAGGCCGUGACCAGAACGUCGACGAUACUCCUGGUCCAAAGAUCAAGAAUGAAGUUAUUGAACUCAGUUCUCCUCACACGCCGAUUCCGCCAUAUAUUAAUACAAAUGAGAGUAUGGAUCUGGACGACAUUGGGGAAAAGGUCAGUACGCCGCGAAAAGUGCAGAAAGUGGCCGCCCUUUCUAGACUCACAAGCACUUCCCAAAUGUCCGGCCAGAGUCAAUCUCAGGGCCGCAGCAACACUUCUGGACCAUCGGCACAUAAGCUAGCCCAGCAGGAAAGGUCAGUUCUCCAGCCACGAAGCGUGAACACAAAAGUCUUGCCAAGAACUUCCGAUGAUAGCAGAGCACCAAAGAAACGGCGGAUUGCAAGUGAUCGAGAUAUGGCAGAGUUGACCGAGGACGGCGAAAUACCUAUCGGCAAAGCAGAGCUACGAAGGCAGACUCCAAACAGCGAUGAGCGAUUGAUCGAGCUGCUUUCAAAGCCUUCUCCAAAUAGGCGAGUCAUCAGCCCCCAGCAAACUCGGUCUACUGGUCAAACCUCAAUCUUGUCCGCACUUCGUACUGAAGUACCAAAACCUCGUCCGAAUCCGGCCUUGACUUCAGCCCUCGCCCAAGAGCUUCUUGGGGUAACUCCGCGCAAAGAGCCUGAUGCUCCAUAUUCCAACACGGAAAAACCGAAAUUCAGUAGAGAACCUACGCCUAAUUCCAGGCCUUCAUCGACAAGAGCUAGUCGUGAGCCACUUGAUCUAACAGCACUAUCGACUAGGCGAAUAAUCCUAGGUGCCGUAGAGUCUUUCAAGCCUUCUUCUGGCCAGCAACCUGGAAGCUCCGCGGAAUCUUUUCAACCAAGCUCCAAAACUUCGUCUAGGGAACAUCAUGUCUCAGACAUAACACUCGCAGAACGAUCUCCAUCGCCAUUAUUAGGGACACAGCUCCCUGCUCGUAGGGAUCUUGCCUCAGCAUUCAAAUCAAGAACAGUCCAGGAGCUUGCAAAAGCUUCCCCUCGGACGCCUACCGUCGGUAAGCCGGUCAGGCCCAACAGAUCUGGUACUGUGAAGAGGAAGCAGAUACAAACGGAAGAAGAUUACGAGAUGGAUCCUAACCAGGAGCCUCUCCGUUCUCGACCAGUGAGCAAGCUUAGUCUCAGCGAUUUCAAGAUCAAUCCCAAUUACAAUCAGGGUUACGACUAUGCAUACAACGAUGUUGUUCGUGGCAAGGAAGCACGUGCAUGUUUAGAAGGCUGCAUCAAACCCAGGUGUUGCGGUUACAAGUUCCGUGGACUGGCCAAGGCAGAGCUGGAUAUCAGACGUUUGACUCUUUCCCAGGAAGAGAGAGAUGAGACCCUUAUGGAGGAGUUUCUUGGGGCUGGUGCCGGUCAACUCAAGUACAUGAGCAAAGCGGAAAAAGAGGAAACUCUAAUCCAAGCAAAAACAAGGGAAAUUGCAAACAAGACUGGUCGGCAUAGACAUGCUUAUCACAGACAAUCCAGUCCGUCUGGUUUUUGGAGAACUGAUUUUCCUACUACCCAGGAAGACGAGGAGGACAGAGCAAGGGCGAAAGACAAAGAAAGAGAGGAGGUGGAGCAACGGUAUCGACAUGCAAUGAGGUCUGGCGGUGCUUGGCUGUUCCGUGAUGAAUGA